AUGGAACUUGACCUUGAUGGAAGUUUGAAUAGAUUAAUUGCGAGAAUAGAGACCGAGGUCAUAGCCAGUGCGCCAACCGAGCGGGGGGCGCUGAGAGAAGCGAAAAACGAGUUCCGGCGCUGUUUGGGCUCCAUUGUCCUGCCCGAAGUUGCCAGUAUUGCGCUCACCGAAGUGACGGCACUGUCCCAAUGGUUGGAUAGCUACGAAGAGCUACGGACGUCUUCCACCAAUAUGGCUGGCCCGCUGAUUACACCUUGCGCCGUACACGAUCGCCAUGAUGAUAUGCUUCGCAAGUGGGCAUCUGAGCUCUGCGAAGGCGCGCGAGGGGUGGCGUUCAUCCUGAAUGUUGGCGUUGAAGAUGACGAGUGGGAGUUGGUGUCGCGCACGCAGCCUAAAGUGGAGGCAGGAGUGGGACCUGACACAACUGAUUAUGGGCAAAACAAAUUAGCCAUGUCAGACAACGAAAGUGAGCAGGCAGGUGGAGAUACCGUGCACAAUGAUUGGAUGGGAAAGUUUGACCCCAUGUAUCGCGAGUGGUACCAUUAA
Messenger RNA from Colletotrichum destructivum, 546 nucleotides. RefSeq lists its product as uncharacterized. The record is from RefSeq and is a predicted model, not a curated record. The transcript has a single exon. NCBI's taxonomy places the organism in Eukaryota, Fungi, Ascomycota, Sordariomycetes, Glomerellales, Glomerellaceae. The coding region runs from base 1 to 546 and encodes 181 amino acids.